AUGCCCCGGCUCGAGUUUAAGGAUAAUAAUGUCGCGUGCAAGACAAAUGAAAAGAAAGUCGCGCCUCUUAUGUGCUUCACACAUCUUCAAGCGUAUGCGCUGAUGAAUAAACGCAAUAACAUUUUUCUGCUCUCUGGCUUAUCGACCAAGACAUCAUUUGAUUCGAAAACUUUCAGCACUUACGUAGAAAAUUGGACAAGUAAACAGAUUAUUCGAUGGAUUGAAGGCAUUGGUGAAUGUGUGAAACCAUGGAUUCAUCUCCUAGAAUCAAAUAUUCUUUCCGGAAAACAUCUUUUAAUCGUUGAUGACGAUUAUUUAUCGAGAAUUGGAAUAGCUCAACUUGGUCCACGACGAGUUAUUUGUCAAGCCGUUCAACUGCUUAUACAAAAUUGCGCAGAGUUGCGAGUGGAAAAUCUGCAAAUGCUGACAAUGAAUGUGCGAAUAGCAGCAGUGACUCUCGCGCGUGAAAUGAUGACUUCUCAGCGAUUACGUGAAACCGCACAUACAAGGACUCAAAUGGUGACUAUUCUCAAUGAAGUAUCAAAGACUAUUUCAAAUUUGGACGAAUGUGCAAAAAAGCUCAUUUUUUGGCUAGACAGGAGUCCCUUUGACUCAAUUCAGUGUUACAUCGACUUUCGAAUGCGGGUACUUGUCAUUGUGCUCCAAGUUCUGCGAAUGAUAAAUGUCCCUCCUAAAAUCCUUUUCAACAGUAGCAGCGAAAUUAUCAAGAGAGCGUAUGAAUUGAGGGAUCAAUGUGAUUGGGUGAUACGUGAGUGCGACGAUCCAUUAAUUAUUUCGACAUCUUACAUUGAUAAGAUCGUGCUUCGGCGGCAUAGCUCCACAACACAUUGGGGAUUGAAUUUAUUUUCUUCGUAUCGUGGUGCUCACGUGAUUUCUGAAAUCAAGAUUGGUUCGCCGGCGGAUUUGUGCAGUCAAGUAGAUGCUGGAGACGAAAUUUUGAUGAUCAAUGAUGAAACAGUAGUUGGAUGGGACUUGUCGGCUGUUGCUGAACGCCUUGGGUCGGGUGCUGAAAGGAGAACGGAACUCACUCUUGUGCUUCGAAAAAUGCCCAAUCUCGAUCUUCCUGCUAACACACUUCUACGUGAACGAGAGACGCCCAAGCCAAAAGCCCCUCGAAUUCUUACGAAUCUCGCACCUGGAAGUCUUAUUUCGAACUUUGCUAUUGAUGAAGAUGAUUCAAAGCAGCUUCCCGAGAUUGAGCCUCGUUCACCAAUUAAAAGGCGUCGAUCCUCUACGUUCAAAACCGUGCUUCAACGAUUCUUUAAAGGUGGUCUUCAGUCAUCCGCACAAUCUGCAAGUAGUCAAAGCACUAAUGAUGAGACACUUGCACCUAAGAAAAGACGCUUUCGUUUAAAAAAGAUUUUUCGCCGAUUU
Messenger RNA from Mesorhabditis belari, 1395 nucleotides. NCBI's taxonomy places the organism in Eukaryota, Metazoa, Nematoda, Chromadorea, Rhabditida, Rhabditidae. The record is from the annotation of a GenBank genome assembly.